Messenger RNA from Penicillium manginii, 1392 nucleotides. RefSeq names its product FAD-dependent oxidoreductase. The record is from RefSeq and is a predicted model, not a curated record. Gene Ontology annotation, biological process: secondary metabolite biosynthetic process. The transcript has a single exon. Gene Ontology annotation, molecular function: FAD binding; monooxygenase activity. NCBI's taxonomy places the organism in Eukaryota, Fungi, Ascomycota, Eurotiomycetes, Eurotiales, Aspergillaceae. Bases 1 to 1392 code for a protein of 463 amino acids.
AUGUCUUCGAAUUCAUCAGGCAUACCAUUGAAGAUAACGGUCAUCGGCGCUGGGAUGGCCGGCCUCUCGUCGGCAAUAGCGCUUUUAGACAAAAACCCCGACCACCAUAUUACAGUUCUGGAAUCAAACACAUCCCUCAGCGAGCUCGGUGCCGGGCUGCAACUCUUUGCAAACAGCACACGCAUUCUACACAAAUGGGGCCUAACACCAUCUAUGGAGAAAGUCGCCUUUCAAUCCUCGCAUCUGUCCGUCAGGCGCUGGAAAGAUAACUCUGAAUUAUCUUUCAACAUGAACAACCCUACCAGCACAUGGCUGUAUGGGUGGCCCCAGUGGCAGGUUUAUCGGCCAGACCUGCAGCAAGCCCUAUAUGAGCGUGUUCAAAAGCUGCCCAAUGUCUCCGUUUUAUUCGGCAAGUCCGUUGCAUCCGUGGAUCAUGAGACUGGUGCCGUCCAUACAGCAGAUGGGGAGGUCUUCACGGCAGAUUUCACAGUUGCAGCAGAUGGGAUCUGGUCCCGAGCCAGACGAUGCUUGCCGGCAUCGAAGGAUAUGCUCCCCACCGCAUAUCGCGAACAUAACUACCGCGCAGUCAUUCCGCGGUCGCGAAUGCUCUCUAACCCUAUUACUGCACAAUUCAUGGCUUCUCCAGAGGCAGAAAUGUGGGUAGGCCCAGAUGUGUUUGUUUUGGGGUAUACAGUCGCCUCGAAGGAGUUGUAUAAUCUUGUCAUCGGUGUCCCACGACCAAGCGAAGGAACGCCCGUCGGGUCUUGGAAUCACCCUGCUAACGUGGAGACGAUGCGCGAACUUGUAUCGGGGUGGUGCGAGGAGGUUCGAGCAUUAGCUUCUCAUGUUCAAGAUGGGGAAUGUGUUUCUUGGACACUGGGUGAAGUCGCUCCUAUUCCUAGCUAUGUCAGUACAUCCGGAAGAGUAGCUUUGGUUGGGGAUGCGGCGCAUGCUCUUCUUCCUCAUGCUGCACAAGGGGCAGGAAUGGCGAUAGAGGAUGCAGCGAGUCUAGCGGAAUUUGUGGGAUAUCUGAGGUCGAAGGAAGAUUUGAUGAAAGUGAUGGGUGCUUGGAGCGAGUUUAGACAAGCUCGUGUGGAUCAUUUACGCAAUAUCAGCCGUGGUAACGCUAUUGACAUGACUCUUCCGGAUGGCGAACACCAGAUUGCACGGGAUGCGAAAUGGAAAUCUAUCCGCGAGACGCAGCGGGCGCAGCUGGCUGAGCUUGGACUUGAGCAAAUUAAAGAGAAGAUAAUCCGGGAGAGACCGAGGCCUGAUCCAGCUUGUAAAAGCACAUUUGAGCCUGGUGGUCGAAUGUGGAUCCAUGGAUUUGAUGCAAGCGAGGAAAGCAGAAAAUUCUGUUGCGAACAUCUGGGACUUGGGGUGGCAGCUUAA